AGGGUCGUCAGAAAGGCAGCUGAAAAAACACUAGUGGGCUGAAAUCACGAGAAAACUGUUGAGUCAUUUAUAGCGGGGCGCCGGGAGGUCCGCGGGCCCCAGUUUGAGAAGCCCUGGAGUCGGUGAAGUUGAGUCCGGUGUCAGGCAGCUGUGAGUCAGCCUGCAGGAACCAGGAAGUGCGUUCAUCCCCGAUUUUAUCACUAAAUACGGCGGUGAACGGGAGCAGACAUGUGUGCAGCUGUUUCACAGCCAGAGCUGAGGCUGGUGGUGCUGGGUCGGACGGGGGCAGGAAAGAGACCCGCAGUCAGCGCCAUCCUGGGCCUGCAAGACGGAGAGCAGGGCACAGAGCCCAGUCCCAUCUUGGGCCUGCAAGACGGAGAGCAGGGCACAGAGCCCAGCGCCAUCCUGGGCCUGCAAGACGGAGAGCAGGGCACAGAGCCUAAAGUCAUCCCGGAGUGCAGCAAACACAGAGGAGAGGCUGCAGGCAGACAGGUGGUGGUGGUCUCCUGUCCCGCCUGGUUCGGCUCAGACUGCGACCCUAAAGACAGAAGACGUCACAUUUCCUCCUUCAUCUCCUUAUCGGCUCCUGGACCGCACGCCUUCCUGCUCUGCGUCCCCGUCAACCAGCCGGCCGACGAAGAGGCCAAAGCUCUGGACGUCCUGGAGGAGCUGCUCGGCCCGGCCGCCGUCAGCACCAACACCAUCGUGCUCUUCAGCCACACCGAGGAGCUGGAGGAGGACGAGCGGCUGGAGGAGUACCUGGUCACGUGGAGGAAGGACCUCCGCGAGCUGGCGAGGCGAUGCGGAGACCGAUACCACACGCUGGAGACCCGCGGAGGAGACGGUGACGGCGACGGCGAGGAGAGGAGAGCGGUGGAGGAGCUGCUGGAGAAGGUGGAGGAGGGCGGGGCGACACACUUCACCUGCCGUCUGUACGAGGAGGCGGAGGAGAGGGUGAGGGAGAAACAGGCGGAGCUGGUGAGGAAGAGGAGAGGAGAGGACGGGCGGGCAUCUCCUACACAGGAAAACACCACAGAAGAAGAAAUGGAAGCGGUCCGAGACGAGGCGGAGAGGAGCGUGGAGGACUUGGACGUGGAUGUGGAGAGUGUUUUCCCCUCCCUCAGCGUCUCCUCCCCCGCUCAGUCCUUCCUCUGGGUUUGGUGGGAGAAGCUGAUGGGAUGGGUGAGGCGGCUGCCCAAACUGGUGAGACGGGAGGCCCUGCUGGGGGCGCUGGUCGGCCUGUUUGUCGGGGGGCCGUUCGGAGGGAUAAUGGGCGCCACUGUGGGGUCGGUGGCGACUGAAGUGGUGAGAAGAAAGUCAAAGAAAACCAAAUAAGAGUUUCUUAUAUUCAUGUAUUAAGAUGCACCUUUGAGUCGCUUCACUGUGUUAUUGAGCUUUAGAGAAAAAAACAUAUGAAGUAUUUCUGUAGGCCAACCAGGAAGUAUCAUCGCCAUGGCGUCUAACCAGAAUCCUCCUAUGGGAUGUUUUCAAUGGAUUUUGGAUCAUUGCAGAAAAUAAUCUCUGUGUUAAACACACGUUUCUGAAGCGUAGGCGUUUUGUUCAGCAGGAUAAUCUUCACAGAUGAACGCCAUUUUUAUGAUGUUUGAAGCGUUAAUGCGGCCGACAGAAGUAAAAAGCUAACGUUAUGCUACAAGCUAACUACACCACGGUCGGAUGAUUGUGACGUCACUAGCGUUCUGCUUCAGACGAUCUCCGAUAAACUAAUCCACGUAGCUUAAUAAAUAGUUUACUAACAUAAUAUUCACCUUAACCUAAAGAUUAAACCUACAGGAGACAUCUCCGACUAGUGAGAGAGUUCCCGACCUCUGUGUCCGGCGUGAUGACGUUUAAUGUCCCCGACGACCGCUGUAGUCACAUUUAGCCACUUGUUAGCAACCGCCUUUUUAAAGACGAGUAAAAACUUCAAACUUCACAAGUGGAGGUAUUACCUAACGUAGUUUAUGUGGUCUAACAAAACACCAACAUCUCUUCAGCUUGUGUUAACCACAGACCUUAUUUCAGGAGUCUAACCACAAACACAUACAAAAUCCACAUUGACGUUUAGACGUUAGACCCCAUGGCGCCCAAAUGCUAACUUACUUCCUGGUUUUAGGACUCAUUCCUGUGGGGCUCUAUUAGCUUAGCGGCUAACGUCUUCUCAGCAUUAUUAACACUUGAACACUAAACACCAGAACAGAGGUAUUUACUUUAAAGAAGUCUUUGAUAUCUAAAUGCUUUAACUAUGUUUAAUAAAUCACGUUUCAUGGAUCGAUGUCAAAGAAAUGGAGGAUGUUUGAAAAAGUCUUCUGGUUUUUGUUCAUCUUACUUUUUUUGUUUUAGUCAGCAUCGAGAUAUUUAUCAAGUUAUGAUCAUGAAAUCAUCU
Molecule: messenger RNA, 2383 nt
Organism: Labrus mixtus (cuckoo wrasse)
Lineage: Eukaryota; Metazoa; Chordata; Actinopteri; Labriformes; Labridae
Exons: 3
Coding region: 229-1335 (368 amino acids)
Molecular function (GO): GTP binding
Source: RefSeq, a predicted model, not a curated record